This is a messenger RNA of Miscanthus lutarioriparius, 912 nucleotides long. NCBI's taxonomy places the organism in Eukaryota, Viridiplantae, Streptophyta, Magnoliopsida, Poales, Poaceae. The record is from the annotation of a GenBank genome assembly.
AUGGGGUUCGUCGAGGACCCGCGCGACCGGGAGGCCGCGUCGCUAGUGUGCUGCCGGUGGCACCGCGUCGACGCGCUCUCGCGGAAGCACGUCAUGGUGCCCUUCUGCUACGCCGUGUCCCGGUGCUGGGCGGGCAGCGCCGCCGAGGCCGCCUUCCUCCGCCUGCUCGACGCCGAGGUCGACCGGUUCAACGCCUUCUUCCUGGAGCGGGAGGAGGACUUCGUCAUACGGCACAGGGCACGUUCGACCUUCUGCCUGCCCUCCGAUCCCCCCUCCAUACGCGUGCGUGGUGUCAAUGCGAGUGCGCACCGGUGUGAGUGUGACGUACGAUUGCGCGUCUUGAUCGUCGUCGUCUGUGCUGUGCAGGAGCUGAAGGAGACGGCCAAGAAGGUGGCCGAGGACGCGCUGCGGCGGCUGCCGUCGUCGGCAGCGGAGACGAGGAGUGUGCGCAAGGAGAUCGUGGACCUGCACGGGGAGAUGGUACUGCUGCUCAACUACAGCGCCAUCAACUACACAGGGCUGGCCAAGAUCCUCAAGAAGAGUACGACAAGCGCACCGGGCGGCUCCUACGGCUGCCCUUCAUCGAGAAGGUGCUCGGGCAGCCCUUCUUCGCCACGGAGCUCAUCUCCAGUCCAGGCUCGUCCGCGAGUGCGAGGCCACCAAGGAGGCCGUAUUCGAGGCCAGCAGAGGCCACGCCGGCGCGUCUGCGGGGACGGCCCCCGUGGCCGCAGUGGCAGCCGCCGGGCAGGGCAUCUUCCAGAACACCGUGGCCGCGCUGGUGACCAUGGGCACAAGCUCCGCAGCGGUAGCUCCACGUACGGCCACUUCUCGCUGCCACCGAUGGUCCCGCCGGAGUCCGACCUCCUGCGGUGCGUGUGCGUCCAGUUCGCCGCCGGUCCAGUGUCCAUCUGA